Knipowitschia caucasica is the source of this 1587-nucleotide messenger RNA. NCBI's taxonomy places the organism in Eukaryota, Metazoa, Chordata, Actinopteri, Gobiiformes, Gobiidae. The record is from the annotation of a GenBank genome assembly.
AUGGAGCAGGAGCUCCAACAAUUCAGAGAAGAGUUCAGAGAAGCCUUUCUGAGAAGUAACAGGCAAGAACUGAGAGAGGUGAAGGAGAUAGCUGCGCAUCAGAAGGUAAAUAUGACCAAUCUGAUUGAAGAUCUGCUGAAGGAAGCUAAGCAGAGAAGGAUAGAGUCAAACCGGGCGCGAAGAGAGUUUCUGUUGGAGAUACGGCAAGCUCAAGACGCUUUAGACGCGAAAGAUCAUGAGCUCAACGCUCUGAGAGAAUCGAUCGCUAACGUUGACACAAAGAAUGCGUCGACUGCAGAAGUCGAGACGCAGACGGACGUCAGUCCUGAGCUGCUCCAGUUGCAGCUCAGCGUGGCCAGAGACAAGGACUUGAUCCGAACAAUGACUGAAGAGACCACAGCGAGAAGGGCCGAGCAGGAGGGUCUUCGAGAGCAGCUCAAACGAGCUCAAGAAGUACUCAAGGUUCGAGAUGAACAGAUCUUGGCGCUGCAGAAGGCCAAGGAUCAGACCGUAACUGAGGUCAAAGAUCAGAUAGAAGUCACCAGGACCAGAAUGAGGCGUUUGAUGGGUUUGGCGCGAGAGCAAGAGGCACAGUGGAAGGAAACCAACAGAAGCCUCGAAGAAGAGCUCAAACAGACGCAGCUCCAGUUAGCAGAGAAAGAUCGUCAGCUCAGGACUCUGACGGAGGCUAACGAGUCCAUGACCCUCGAGGUUAGAAGUAUAGAAGACGAUCUGACUGUUCAGUUAGAGGCAGAGACCGAGGUGGAGGCCGAGGUGGAGGCCAAGGUGGAGGCCGAGGUUGAGGCCGAGGUUGAGGCCGAGGUGGAGGCCCAGGUGGAGACCGAGGUAGAGGCUGGGAUAGAGACAGAAGUAGAGGGUGAGUUACAGGCCGGGAUAGAGACUGAAAUAGAGACAGAGGUAGAGAUCAAGAUCCUGGUGCAGCAGAAUGCCAAGGAUCAGACCGUAACUGAGGUCAAAGAUCAGAUAGAAGUCGCCACGACCAGAAUGAGGCGUUUGAUGGGUUUGACACGAGAGCGAGAUGCGCAGUGGAAGGAAGCCAACAGAAUCCUAGAAGAACUCAGACAGAGGCAGCUCCAGUUACCAGAGAAAGAUUGUCAGCUCAAGGCUGUGAUGGAGGCUAACGAGUCCAUAACCCUCGACAUCACAAAGUUAGAAGACGAUCUGACUCGUCUUAAACAGGAGACUCUUCAGUUUAUGAAGGAGCCUGUUCAGUUAGAGACAGAGGCCGAGGUGGAGACCGUGAUAGAGACCACAAUAGAGAGCAAGGUAGAAACCGCAAAAGAGACAGAGUUAGAGGCCGCUAUAGAAACUCAGAUAGGGGCCGCGUCAGGGACAGAGAAAGAGACCGCGAUAGAAGCUAUAGUCAGCAAUGAAAGCGCGUCUGAACCUGAGCCAGAAUCCGUAGACUUUAGACAGGUGCGCAGGGUGCUAGGUCUAAACGUUAAGAGCCUGGUCCAACUGUUCGCUCAGAAAGACCAGGACGUUCAGGAGGAGGAACAACGAGCUAAAGAACUACAGGAGAAGACGAAACAAAAGGCUGCAAACUUCAGGUGCAGUCGCAAGUAA